Molecule: messenger RNA, 3919 nt
Organism: Anopheles bellator
Lineage: Eukaryota; Metazoa; Arthropoda; Insecta; Diptera; Culicidae
Product: ubiquitin-conjugating enzyme E2 R2
Exons: 6
Coding region: 1006-1731 (241 amino acids)
Biological process (GO): protein polyubiquitination; ubiquitin-dependent protein catabolic process
Molecular function (GO): ubiquitin conjugating enzyme activity
Source: RefSeq, a predicted model, not a curated record
GUUUGCCUUUGUUGUCAAAAUAAAGGAACUUUCGCAAAAGCAUUUGCUUUCAGCCACCAUUUUCGAGCACGCACAGGAGCCUUUGGGUGAAAAAUCAUUAAUUGAGCGUGAAAUAACAAGUUUAACGUGUGAAAACAGCUUCACUGUUGGUGUCGAUCUGUUCUGCUACGCAAGAGACAGCGUUUACGGAAAAAACUCUUCCGAGCGAGGUCGUCGUGCGCUGUGAGUGCGUAUCGAGCAAAACCAGUUGGAAGUGAGUUGGGUUCACUGCGGAGUCGCGUUGAGUCAGUGGUUUGUUUGUGCAAUUCCGCGGAAGCGUUCCGUUCAAGGGAAAGCCCAACGCGCAUAUUAUAUGCUAUUCGUUGAAGAUUCGAACUCCGUCACCGUCGAUCGAUCAAGCUCUCGGUUUGCUGCGUUUUCUCUGUGCCCAUUUGUGGCGAGCAUAUUUUCCUGAACGUCCGUCGUCCGUUAGUGUGAGUGAGGCGGAGUGAUUGCUACUCGAAGCGGUGCGACAGAGGCGGAAGCAAACGACGGAGAGUGCAUGCGAAAAGGAGAUCGCGAGUCACCAGAUACAGAUCUUCCGUGGCGCGGCGACGAUAGGCGAAAAGUGUACCGUCAUCUGCCACCAGCGGAAGUGAAUUUGCAGUCAGUUUAUUUCAAGUGAAGCAAUCGGAUAUUGUAGUAGUAGCAGCAGCAACAGCAGCCAAAACACACGGAAACGGCAGCUGACCGAUGCGUGUUGUGGUCGGAACGGUGCAAUCGUCUGUUGAAAUCUUCAGUGCGCUAGUGCUCAGUGACUAGGACGACGACGGUGUUUAGUGAACGUUCGUUUACGGCAACGAAGGACCACAACGAAAACGGGCAGUGGUUGUAGCCUGGUGCGUUGUUGGGUCUUUUGCUUGUUUCCUCGCUAAUCCGUACAGUCCGAUAUUCACGGCAGAGCGUCAGAUCGUUUGCCGUUAGCAGUCUUCAGAGCACCGCCACCGUCGAACACAUCAAUUCACAAUGACUGCCACACCGUCGAGUUCCGCCGUUCGGGCACUAUCCUUGGAGUACAAAAGCCUCCAGGAGGAGCCAGUCGAGGGUUUCCGCGUGAAGCUGCUCAACGAGGACAAUCUGUUCGAGUGGGAAGUGGCAAUUUUUGGGCCCCCCGACACCCUUUACCAAGGCGGCUACUUCAAGGCUCAUAUGAAAUUUCCUCCAGACUAUCCAUAUUCUCCUCCUUCGAUACGAUUUUUGACAAAAGUUUGGCACCCAAAUGUGUACGAGAACGGCGAUCUCUGUAUAUCGAUCUUACAUCCCCCGGUCGAUGAUCCGCAGAGCGGCGAGCUUCCCUGCGAACGAUGGAAUCCAACACAAAACGUUCGCACAAUCCUACUGUCCGUGAUCUCAUUGCUUAACGAACCGAACACAUACUCUCCAGCCAACGUUGACGCAUCCGUGAUGUACCGGAGAUGGCGAGAUUCGCACGGCAAAGACAACGAAUAUCCAAACAUAAUCAGGCGACAAGCACAGGCUGCUAAAGCUGAAGCCGAAAAGGAAGGAAUCAUUGUGCCGCUCACCUUAGAAGAAUAUUGCAUCAAGUCGAAAACGAAACCUAGUGGCCAGGAACCUCAGCUCGAUAUGACCGAUUUCUACGAUGAUGAUUACGAUCUGGACACGGAAGACGAUGACAACGCGUCGGUUGAAUCUUACGCCGACGGAGACGACAGUGGCAACGGUGAAUCCUAACGUGGAGCAUCGGUCGCGUAAAACCAAGCCAGAAAUAGAAAGAGAUAGGGACAGGUAGAGUGAGAGAUACAGCGAAAGAUGGAGCGAGGGUUAGAGAGAGAUUGGGUAGAAGAGAGAGAGAGAGAGAGGGAUAGAGAAGGAUAAAAGAGAAACAGCGAGAGGGAGAGAGAAACAGCGAUAAGGAAGACGCAGUUUUCUAGGUUUAUUGUGAACUGGCGUCAAGUAGUGUAGUAGUUGAUUGAAAGAGUUUGUCGGGAAAGAAAGAGUACAGUGGCCUCGAUAGAUGGGUUGGCAUCACUCUUGUUAUGAAUUACAAAAAGUUCAUCUCAUCUGACCGUUAGCAUACCAACGCAGAGCAGGAAUGUCGAGUAUCCGUUUGCCAAAUCAAUGUACCGGUAUAUUUCACUGCAACUGUGCUGUUCUUCUAUGGUCGAGCAAAGAACUCAUUGCUGGAAAAUGAAAUUAACAGUAAAUAAAAUUUUAGUAGCACUGAAACGAUCAUAGAGCUGUCGAGAAAAGGACCCGCUAAAUAGUACCUUCACCCUUUUCCAUUUUUUCGUUAGACCUUGAGCGAGAUGGUCAGUGAUUGAAACAAACCUAUUGAUGAAUGACCAGAUCCACUGAUGGGAAAACUUUACAGCCGUGUGAUGUUGGUGAGGUGAUUCUUAAACUAAUCAAUUGCGUUCAGUUAUGUUCCGGAUGUGGCAAUAAGCCAAUUAAAGUGCAUAUAGUUGUAGAGAGUUCAAAGCGACAUCAUCACGGCAAAAGAGUCGAGCAGACAAAAAUUCAGAGAAUUCCUACGCAAGCCCUGAACAGAUCAGUAUCAGUUUCGGUAUUUGAAAAAGAAGGAAUUUAAAAAGGACAUCAUGCAACAGAUGUUGUCUGGCGGAACUCUAGUGUAUUAUUCUUAUCGGAAUGACAUAGAAAGAUUCAAUCAUCUAAGCCAACCAUCAAAGCAACCUACCGCACCGUCGAUAUGUCACGACGAACAUCAAUAAGCAAUUGCUACGGAGUUCAGACUUGCUGCUGAUUGUUUCUGAAAUUUGCGAUUUGAGAAAGUGGCAUAGAAAGACAUAAGCUCAAGCUAUAGGGUUUGCGAACCACAAACGAAAAGUAGUGAAAUCGAAGAAACGAGUGAGUAAAGUCUACUGAUAGAUAUAUAACAGAUUUAAUACAAACAGUUGCUUACCUCUUUUUUCUGUUUCUUUGCCUUUACCUUCCUGAGAAACUUUUCUACUUUGUUUCAUUUCAUGAGCGCUCCAAUGUAAAUAUAAAAGUAUUCAAGUUUUCAAUCCUUUCGCUUUCUCUCUUUAUUUUCAUCAUCACCAACACUAUUGGUGAUCGUUGUUAUCCAAGCACAUCUGUUGCAUCCGUGCGGGGAGAUUAUUAUCUCUCCCCAGGCCGGAACCGUAACUAAAUAAGUAAUUGGCAAAUAUUAUAGCGCACCUUGUGGCCCGGUAUCGACCCCGCAGAAUCAGGGUUGGUUGAACCACUUAUCAAGCAGUAAGUCAGUCUGCGGUUGAACAGGAAGAAAGACAUUAUGCGCAAAGAGAGCUACACUUUAGAAGCAAUAAAACGAAAACAAAAUCCUAGAUGAUUGUUGGCGACAAAAAGCUAAACCAACUAAAGAAACCCAAAGCAGUACCAAGUUGUGUGGUACCAAGGAAAACUGACAAAUUUACAAUAGUUUUAAUCGAGCGAAUCGUGACUUCGCUUUCCAACCGGCCACGGUUAGAACGAUGGAAUCCCACGGUGUCAGCAUCAGGUUCCCAUUUGGCCGAGUACCAGAUGGUAAAAGAGGUAAAUGUGCAAUAGAAAAUACAACCCAACAGUAAUUUCACCGUAAUCUAAAAACGAUUUGGAAUUAAAAGUAAGUUACUGGACAAGGUACAAGAAGCUACUGUUGACAAUUGCUGGGUGGCACAACACAAACUGAAGAUGGUUUCAGCUUCAGCCGUCUUUUCGUUUCGGUUCCCUUUGCUAGCAUCGGUUUUAAUUUGUUUUAUCGUUUUUGCCUGGCCACUCCCUAGCGAAGGGGGGACGCCUAUAUUGAGUUGCUACACGUUGUUCAUAAGUGGCGCUGAUCACGAUUCCCAACGGUUUUGCUUAGCCAACCUCUGAAACACACACCAAGCAAAGCUAAUAUAAUCCCCAGCGUUAAGUAACUGAACACCAUUUUAUCUUAUUU